Anthostomella pinea is the source of this 2124-nucleotide messenger RNA. NCBI's taxonomy places the organism in Eukaryota, Fungi, Ascomycota, Sordariomycetes, Xylariales, Xylariaceae. The record is from the annotation of a GenBank genome assembly.
AUGACGGGCACGCAUAGCGCCUUUGAGGCACUCGGCCCUGUCACUUGGGACCAUGUCGCACAACAAGACCUCAAGGCCUUCCUCACCGACACCUUUGGCGAAGCCCAAUGCCUCGUCGACUCCAUCCCCGCCUCUCUCUCGGCUGCCGAGCAAGAGAAAGGCAGACCGCGAUCCGCCACCAAUUCCCGCCUGCCUUCACUGCCGAACAGAACGCGCAAUUCUUCCGAUCGCGUUGAGAAGCUAAGGAAAGAAUGGAAGGAGGUCAAGGUCAACUCGAAGGAGAACCCGCUCGGUGUGCACGUCUACAAAUUGUCUGCGAAGGAUGGCAAGGGAGCCUGGUUCGCGAGACGUAGUGUCCACGAAGGUCUCACCUUUGAGAAAUGGAAGCUGGGCAUGCAAAGGGAGUUUGCUGAGAGCAUGAAGGUUCAGGGCAAGCCCGGCGACGGCAACAUCAGAGGCAUUGGAGCCGACAAGCGCGUCGUGGACCAGACUGUAGAUGGCUGUGGGAAAAUGGAAGUCUAUCAGCUUUCAGCACAGUUUCCCGGCCCUACCACCCCUCGAGACUUUGUCACCCUAUUCUUGAGCUCCGAUUCAGCCAUAGCUUCGCCAACGCAGGACGGCCAAGGCCAACCGAGGUACUUCAUGGUCGUGUCCAAGCCGUGCGUCCACUCAGAAUGUCCACAACGACAAGGCUUCAUUCGGGGCCAGUACGAGUCCGUCGAGUUCAUUCGCGAGAUCAAGGUAGAGAAACCUUUGAGGAAGGUUCGGUCCUCGGUGAACCUCUCUAAUGAGGAGGAGGCUGCGGCGGCUAACAACGUUGGCGACGACAUCGGCCAGGAGGCCGCAAUAAGGUCGGCCCAUCAAGCUGCGGUCACCGGGUCCCCCAACAAAGGCGGAGAGGGCCGACGAAGGGGCAAUACCAUCUCACAUGCAGGCACCGAAAAUAGAGAAGAAGCGGUUGAAGACUGCGAUACCAAGAUUGAGUGGGCGAUGGUAACCCGCAGUGACCCUGGUGGUAGUGUGCCACGCUUCAUGAUCGAGAGAGGGACGCCAGGCGGUAUCGCCGGCGAUGCGAACAAAUUUCUCAAAUGGGUUUCAUCUAAGAGCCUGGGAGAUUUCACCGAAUCUGGUCAUGACGAUACAAAAUUGAAGCGCGAGGCGACACACGCUGAGGCUGAAGCCGCCGAAAAGAAUGUACCAGCAGCGGAUCCGACGUCAAACGUGAUCAACGAUCCUAGCACUAAACGCCGAUCGUCAUCAGCUCAAGAGCAGGAAGAAGAGGUCGAGGCUCCCGGUGGAUUUUAUGGUAUGAUAGCCGGUGCUCUCGGUGCGGCCGCCUCGGCAGCUGCGGAAGCAGCUGCCUCGCGCUUACCAGUGGCUUUCGGCUCAGUUCUGGGCGGCGACACGGAAUCGGGUCUCUCCACUGAACUGUCCGAUGAUUCCUCAUCGAUACACAGUUUCCACAGCCUCGAAGGCGCCGAGGACGACAUUUCCUCAGCCAAACCGUCGGAUAGCGACCACCGGACGCCAUCCCCUACGAAUGGGGGCGGCACUACAGGAUCGACGCAUUCGUCCGAAUUUACUACAGCACAAUCUACAUCUUCUCCCUCACAGCACGAGAAGGACCUGCGGAAAGUCGAAAAUCGCAAACGCAAGAUGGAGGAGAAACUGCAGCGGGCACAGGAGCGGGCACGCUCCAAGCAUGGUGGGGACUCGCAGCGCGACGAGACCGCAGUACAAAAGCUACACGAGAAGCACGUGCGAGAUAUCGCAAAACAAGAAGCAAAGUACCAACGAAAUAUGCAGAAACUGGAGGCCAAGCGGGCCCACGACGAGAAGAAGGCGGAACAGCGCCGCCGCAAGCAGGCCGAGCGCGAGGAGAAGAACAAUCUCUCCAUGGAGCUCGAGAAGGCCCACGCCGAGAGGGAUCUCGCGCGUAAGCAGAUCGACAUCCUCAAGGAACAGGUCGGCGAAUUGCAGAGCCAGAAUACGAUGCUGGUUGCGAGACUGGGGCGCGAGGGCAUCAGUGUUGAUGGGGGCUUGAGUGAUGGUAGCAGUACCAAGUCGGCCUUUGGCGGUCCCAAGAGGGUUAAUACGGAGCCGGUGAACGGGGUCAAGGCGUGA